GAAAGAGAAAGCAACAUCCUGUUCUCAUCUUCUCUUCAAAUAAUGGAGGUGGAGAUGAAGGAGAAGGCGUACCGACAACCACACAGCGGGCGGGAGGAAGAUGGCGGACUGGGGGCCGGUGGCGGUGGCGGUGCUGCUGUUCGUGCUGCUGACGCCGGGGGUGCUGUUUCAGCUGCCGGGCAACGAACGGGCGGUGGAGUUCGGCAGCUUCAAGACCAACGGCGUCGCCAUCAUCGUCCAUGCCGUCCUCUACUUCGCUCUCAUCACCAUCUUCGUCGUCGCCGUCGGCGUCCACAUCCACAUCCGCUAAGUAGUCCUACGUCUACUCGAUCGCGUAGCAGAGGAGGAGACGAAGUGAUUCCCGAUGACUCUGCACUGUAGAAAUCUCUAUAUGUGAUUUGAACUCGACUCUCUUGUUUGCUGUCU
Molecule: messenger RNA, 426 nt
Organism: Musa acuminata subsp. malaccensis (wild Malaysian banana)
Lineage: Eukaryota; Viridiplantae; Streptophyta; Magnoliopsida; Zingiberales; Musaceae
Source: RefSeq, a predicted model, not a curated record